Molecule: messenger RNA, 1127 nt
Organism: Plectropomus leopardus (leopard coralgrouper)
Lineage: Eukaryota; Metazoa; Chordata; Actinopteri; Perciformes; Serranidae
Product: rho-related GTP-binding protein RhoA-C-like
Biological process (GO): small GTPase-mediated signal transduction
Molecular function (GO): GTPase activity; GTP binding
Source: RefSeq, a predicted model, not a curated record
UUUCCAGUCGGUCAGGAAGAGGAGAAAGGCGGACACAGAAACAUCAAGCGAUGGCUGCUAUCAGGAAGAAGUUGGUGAUAGUUGGAGAUGGUGCAUGUGGGAAGACCUGUCUGCUCAUCGUCUUUAGUAAGGACCAGUUCCCAGAGGUCUACGUCCCCACUGUGUUUGAGAACUAUGUGGCAGACAUUGAAGUGGACGGGAAACAGGUAGAGCUAGCACUUUGGGAUACAGCAGGUCAGGAGGACUACGACAGACUGAGGCCUCUCUCCUAUCCCGAUACUGAUGUUAUUCUCAUGUGCUUCUCUGUGGACAGCCCCGACAGUUUAGAGAAUAUUCCAGAAAAGUGGACACCUGAAGUGAAACACUUCUGUCCAAAUGUCCCCAUCAUCUUGGUGGGCAACAAAAAAGAUCUACGCAAUGAUGAGCACACCAGACGAGAGCUUGCCAAAAUGAAACAGGAGCCAGUUAAACUUGAGGAUGGCAAAGAGAUGUCAAACCACAUCAGUGCCUAUGGCUACCAAGAGUGCUCUGCCAAAACCAAAGAUGGCGUGAGGGAAGUCUUUGAGAUGGCAACUAGGGCAGCAUUGCAGGCCAAGAAACGUGGCAAGAAGUCCACCUGCCUUCUGUUAUAGGCUCCAGGACACGAAGGAGCUGCCGUUAAGCACAGACGCAGAGGGCAGCUUCCAUUGAGAUUUGACAUGGGGGGAGAAAAUUGCACAGGGCCCAGAUAAGUUUUGCGGAUGCUCAAUUUCAUAUCACCCAGUUAUCCUCAGCAACCUAAAGCAGAUCUUAAAUGAUUUGAUAAGCUUCUACUCUUUGGUCCUUGGUCUGUUCAUUAGGUUAAAUUUCAUUUUGCUUGCAUCUAUCAAACCUUUUCAGAUCUAGAAGUCUGCAGGGCAGAUGGUGGGAGGUGAUUUGAACUUGAGUAGAUGUAAACAGGGUUGAAAUGUGCCAUGAUGGGAAUAAAGAGAGAAAAGGUCCUCACCAGGCCAAAGACAAUGGGGUCAUGUGAGAGAAAGGCAGAAAAAAAGACAGAAAUAUAAAACAAAUAAAUAAAAAAAAGGUUUGAAUUAGGACCAUGUCCAAGUGGAUUUUACACAGUAACGCCUACAUGUAGUGCCUUGAGA